UAGUCAAGAUAAUCAAGGAGAAAGCUUCUUGGAAAAUUUUGGAUCAUUACGGACAAUUGUAUGCAGAAAUAUUUUUACCAUUUGAUAAAACUCUGACGAAAGACCACCAACCUCUGGAAGACAGAACUAAACUAAAAUAUGUUCAAAGACACGGCCGAACGACUUUAGAUCCAGUCGUGUCGUCAGUUAGAGACAAACUAUUCGAUGACUAUCGCGUGUACAUGGCCACGUUAAGUACGGAUGUAAAGAAAGGACAGGUUGUCGAUGAUAUAGCAAAUGGACCCAAUAUACUCAGAGAACGAGACAGUAAUAAAGCAAACGACAACACAGCGACAUCCCAAGAGACUUCAAUCAGAGACUUAGAUUCAGAACCUGACAAGAAUGAAAAACUGAUAAGAGAACUGAAAGAGAGUAUGAACAUAAAAGGUAUAGAUGUAACUAUUUUACCCGAUAAACAAGUGACGUCUGAUCGAGAUGACAGUAAAACGGAUGAAAGUAAAAAUGAAGAGGAUAGAGAUGUAACAGAAAAUAGCUCAACAGACGAUCAUGAAGAAGAGAAUGAAAUUGCUGAAGAACGUGAAGAAACUACUCCAAGUAAGGAUAAUACAAAUGAAUCCAGUGAUGAUAGUGAUAAAACUCUUAUAAUGGAUGGGAUUGACGAUACACAACUAGAUAAAAUUGGUGAUAUACUAAAUAUGGAGAGACAAAAGACAGAAAAACAACAGUCAACUGAGACAGAAGAUGAAUAUGUUACAACAACGAAACCAAGAAGAAAAAAAGCUACAAAAACUACAACACCGGAACAAUUCAAUUAUGAUUUUGUAAAAAAAACAACAGCCCAUGUAAAUAAAUUUACACAGUCAGCGUUAAGAAAACACAAAUCAUCAACGCAUAGAAAAUUGAAUGUCAAGAGAAUUACAAAGAAUCGAAUCACAGUAAGCGGAAAAUAUACGACAAAGCAUAAAAGGCUACAUGCCAACAAACUUAUAAAGAAAUCAACGAAUGCACGAGAACUAGAACCUAUAACAUGUAAAAUUGAUGAAGAAGCGGAAACAAGCUCUGGAACUACAUCAGUACAAGUGAAUAUAAAACGUACGCCACAAACUACAACCACGAUGCUGCCAUACUUCCAAAUGAUUGUUGAUCUGGAUGAAGGGUACAUGGUGGUGUUCCUCAUCGAACUGAUGAGGAUCAUGGCCUAUAAAGACAAGGAUGAUCUAUUUGAAGUCCUCGUCCAUACUGAACAGAUCGUGCUGCAACUUCAUGAAAAUGGAAAAAUUAACUGGUUCGGUCAGCCUCUCUUAGACAUUACAAUGAAUCUGGCAAAAUUCACGACCGAAUCAGAAACAGGAGUAAUACAAAAAUACGCUUCGAAAUUGAAUAAAAAGAUAAGUGGACGUCACCAAGAAUUAUCUUCUGAAGUCAACACCAUCAUAGACUAUGCUGAUAUGCUGUAUGAUGAUGAAGAAGGCACGAAGCUCUUCAAUGUGCUCAAAGAUUUUGAUGACUAUCCUAACACUACACGACCAGGCUAUACAGUAUGUUUGGCAUUAAUAGAAAGCUUCCUAAAGCCGUAUCAUCGGCUCAGUAAUACAGUUCUACGUCAACGAUUGUUAGACUCUAUUAACUUUGAGCUAAAAGCUAUAAUACCUCAACCAGACCGGUGGAAGAUGAGUGCUUUGAGAUUUUUAGGUAUUAAAGAAGUACAAUUAUCCUUUGUUAAGAAAUAUGAAGCCGAUCACAAGUAUACAGAGACGGUACAAAAUUGUUACUCCGACACAUCGACACAUGUUAAGGCACAGGUCUACACGUAG
Spodoptera litura is the source of this 1814-nucleotide messenger RNA. The record is from RefSeq and is a predicted model, not a curated record. NCBI's taxonomy places the organism in Eukaryota, Metazoa, Arthropoda, Insecta, Lepidoptera, Noctuidae.